Halichondria panicea is the source of this 2661-nucleotide messenger RNA. Its product is annotated as serine/threonine-protein kinase Wnk-like. Gene Ontology annotation, molecular function: protein serine/threonine kinase activity; ATP binding; protein binding. The record is from RefSeq and is a predicted model, not a curated record. Bases 217 to 2625 code for a protein of 802 amino acids. The transcript is spliced from 3 exons. Gene Ontology annotation, biological process: protein phosphorylation. Lineage: Eukaryota; Metazoa; Porifera; Demospongiae; Suberitida; Halichondriidae.
GUUGCAAGGCUUAGCUAUUAUGUGGUUUCACACAUCCGUCCUCUAACCACUAACCACUUAACAAUGCAAACAUGCAGCCACUUGACUGCUGCACAAGUAGCUCAAGCAGUGUAAUUUACCAGACGAUGAUAUAUCGGCUGGUCCACGAGAAUACACUCUACUCUCUCUGUAAAUUUACCUCUGAUCAAGCUUUCUAUAUAUACAGUAACGAAGACAAUGGCUGUAAAUCCACAAGCUUUCGAGCAGUUCACUCUGAGACAAAUUCGCAUCACUGAGAAUGAGUUGGGACAUGGUUCUUACGCUGUUGUCAUGGAGCUAGAGUAUCGAGGACUGAAAUGUGCCGGCAAGAAGCUUUACCGAGUUCUCUACGAGACUGGAAUCGGGCAUGCAGCACAAAGGUAUCUGGAGGAAUGUCACCUGCUCAGUCAAACUAGGCACCCCAACAUUGUCCAGUUUCUGGGAGUCUGUUUUGAGGAAGGCUCUCAGUUCCCCAUCCUAGUCAUGGAGUUCCUCCCCACCAACUUGACCAGCUGUCUCGAGCGCUACGGUAUUCUCCCCGAUGAGAUCAACUUCUCCAUCCUCCAUGACGUCUCACUGGGCCUGGUCUACCUCCAUGGCCAAACACCAGUCAUUGUGCACAGAGACCUCUCAGUCAACAAUGUCCUCUUGUCCACCAACAUGACGGCCAAGAUAUCCGAUCUGGGGGUUGCUCGAAUAUUGAACCUGACCCCCCUUCAAGUGAGUCGAAUGACGGAGACCCCUGGCACCCCAGCAUACAUGCCCCCCGAAGUGAUGGUUGCCGACCCCCACUAUGACACCAGUGUGGAUGUGUUCUCCUUUGGGAUCAUGAUGAUUCAUACCUUCACAGCAGAGUGGCCACUACCAAGUAUCGGUCCCACCAGAAUCGAUCCUGCUAAUCCUGACAGACUGAUACCAGUAACGGAAGCUGAACGACGUGAACAUUUUCUUCGAAAGAUUCCCCCAGACCACCCUCUGAUGGACCUCAUCAUGCGCUGUCUCAGCAACAACCCUCAGCGAAGGCCUAGAGCAGCGGAGAUAGUGGGUCGGAUGGUGGGUGUGGUACUUGAACACCCUCCCUCCUUUGAGAACAGAGUGGAGAUGCUCCAGCGAGUGAGUGCCCUACUGACAGAGAAGAGGGAGCUUGAGGAGAAGGUUGUGAGAAAGGACUCGGCAAUCCAGAAGAAAGCAGGAGAGAACGAGGCACUGGCGGAGGAGAAAAGACGACAAGAGGAAGAAAGUGAAAACACUGUCGAGCGUAUGCAGUUGGUGCACUCUGUGGAAACUGAUCAGUUGAAAUUGGAAAAUGAAUAUCUUAAAGCUCAACUCGAAGAUAAAGAGACAAUUGUUAACAUGAAAGAUGAAUUUAUUCUCUCCAAAGAUGCUAGGAUUACUGAGGUAGAAACUCGAUGUAAGCAACUCACUGAAGAGGUGGAGCAACAAAUUGCCAACGUCAACAACGAGCUUGUAUCUAAAGCUACAAAAAUAGCUCAACUGGAAACAGAUGUCACCAAUCUCACUGCACAAGUGGAACGAGAGCAAGCUGGCAAAAACUCUAUUAUUGCUGUUAAAGAUUCGAUGCUUGCCUCCAAGGACACUUUCCUUCAGAAGAAUAAAACCACCAUUCAGAGUUUAAACGACCAACUGACCAAAACCAGAGACUACCUGACCAGCAAACCACAGUCCCUACAGGUUCAGUUGUCCUACAGUCAGUGCUCUGAGGCUCCAGUGGAGAUGUCUGAAGGACACGCGGUAACCAUCAAUGGCAAGGUCUACUAUGGUGGAGGAGACUGUGAUGACGAUGAUGACAAGUACUGUGUCCACUGUUACGAUCCGCCACAACACGUCUGGUCAACUCUGCCCAGACUUCCUGUACGCUAUUUUGAUCUAGGAGAGGUCAAAGGUGAACCGGUAGCAGUUGGAGGUGUGGAUUCAUCCUACUCUGUAUCCAACGUGGUACAUGUGUUUAACAAAGGAAGGAACUGGAAACUGACAAUCCCACCUAUGCCCACAGCGAGGUAUUCACCAGCAGUCAUUAGUCUCCCAACACAUCUGGUCGUAGCAGGAGGUAAAGUGGGCAUAUUAGGCUACACUGAUAAUGUUGAGAUCUACAACAUCAAUACCUCCCAAUGGAGCGAGGCAGACAGACUACCGUAUGCUUGUCGUGACCAAAGAGGAAUUGUCUACAACAACACAGUGUACCUAAUGGGAGGAUUUGACGGCAACAAUCUAAGUAAGGUGUGUGCUGCUCAAGUCGACAAGCUCAUCUCAGCAGACCGACAGGAUGAUAAGAGUGCCAACAAAGCCGACUCUGUCUGGAAUACAAUAUCCAACACACUGUCUUACUGGCCCUCCCCUGUAACGAUAUCCGACACCCUCUUUGCUGUUGGUGGAGAGGAUAGUGAAGGUGAAGCCACUCAAAGGAUCUACGCCUACUCAUCCUCGAUGGACUCCUGGCUCUACGUUGGUGAUCUACCAUCUCCUAUAGCACACGCUGCCACUGUGUCACUGUCUCGAACAGAGUGCCUUAUGAUUGGGGGGUUGAACGAUAACUUUGAAAAACAAUCUACUGUGUAUAGAAUGACUACCACAACAGCUAUUUCUUGAUAAUUAUUGUGGUGGUAUGAUGUUUUGUAUGACAUG